AUGGUGAUGAAUAUUCUGGUGACCGGCGGUGCUGGUUACAUCGGAAGUCACGCGGUGCUCCAGCUUCUCCUCCGCGGCUAUACAACCGUUGUCAUCGACAAUCUGGACAAUUCCUCUCUCGUUGCGAUCCAACGCGUCAAGGAGCUCGCCGGAGAUCAUGGAGAAAAUCUCACAUUUCACCAGGUGGACCUUUGCGACAAACCCGCGCUAGAGAGGGUUUUCUCCGAAUCAAAGUUUGAUGCAGUAAUGCAUUUCGCUGGACUGAAAGCAGUCGGAGAGAGCGUGGAGAAACCGCUUCUGUAUUACAACAAUAACUUGAUUGGCACUAUUACUCUUUUGGAAGUCAUGGCCGCUCACGCAUGUAAAAAGCUUGUAUUUUCUUCGUCGGCUACUGUAUAUGGAUGGCCAGAGGAAGGUCCUUGCACAGAAGAGUCCCCUUUGUCUGGAAUGAGUCCUUAUGCAAGAACAAAGGUGUUUAUUGAGGAGAUAUGCCGUGAUGUACAACGUGGUGAUCCUGAGUGGAGAAUCAUAAUGCUGAGAUACUUUAACCCAGUGGGAGGUCAUCCUAGUGGUCGCAUUGGUGAGGAUCCACGUGGGACCCCAAACAAUCUCAUGCCUUAUGUCCAGCAAGUUGUUGUUGGGAGGCUGCCUAACCUUAAGAUCUACGGUACUGACUAUACCACCAAAGAUGGCACCGGUGUACGAGACUAUAUUCAUGUUGUUGAUCUAGCUGAUGGCCAUAUAUCUGCGCUUCAGAAGCUAGAAGAUUCUGAGAUAGGUUGUGAGGUAUACAACCUGGGAACUGGGAAAGGAACAACGGUGUUGGAGAUGGUUGAUGCUUUUGAAAAGGCUUCUGGAAUGAAAAUCCCACUGGUGAAGGUUGGAAGGAGACCAGGUGAUGCAGAGACUGUCUAUGCGUCAACCGAUAAAGCUGAACGUGAACUCAACUGGAAGGCAAAUUAUGGAAUCGAAGAGAUGUGUAGGGACCAAUGGAACUGGGCAAGCAACAAUCCUUUCGGUUAUGGUGCUUCACCAGACACAACAUAG
Molecule: messenger RNA, 1047 nt
Organism: Microthlaspi erraticum
Lineage: Eukaryota; Viridiplantae; Streptophyta; Magnoliopsida; Brassicales; Brassicaceae
Source: the annotation of a GenBank genome assembly